This is a messenger RNA of Trichomonas vaginalis G3, 219 nucleotides long. RefSeq lists its product as uncharacterized. Lineage: Eukaryota; Parabasalia; Trichomonadida; Trichomonadidae. The coding region runs from base 1 to 219 and encodes 72 amino acids. The transcript has a single exon. The record is from RefSeq and is a predicted model, not a curated record.
AUGGUAGGACCAUGGAUCAUGCUGACUGAAAGAGCAUUAGCUAGUAAGGCAAAUGUCAUCGAUUACUUUGAAAAGGCUUAUCAAGAUUUGCACUAUAUUAGAGAGGUUAGGAAAUAUCUGAUUGAAAACGACCUCGAUGAUGAUGCUAGAAAAAAGCUCGAAAAAGAAUUAAAAGAUGUUGCUGAGAAUUACUUUCCUAAACAAGAGAAAGAUAUAUGA